This is a messenger RNA of Cyclocybe aegerita, 2148 nucleotides long. Lineage: Eukaryota; Fungi; Basidiomycota; Agaricomycetes; Agaricales; Hemipholiotaceae. The record is from the annotation of a GenBank genome assembly.
AUGAUCGCGGAAGUUCUUCUCGUCCUUGCAGGCCAUUCUUCCUCGCUGUUCCCCAAAGACUAUGCAUUAAACCCUGCUAUAUCUCCCCAACUUCAUCCUGGUGAACAGCAAAGCCUUGAAGCUCUAGGGCUCAUCGCGUACCGGUACCGCAAGAUCAAAACAUCGUGCACAGAGCUGUCGCGUUCGCCGUCCCGGUACAUCUGCGCGCUCUGUGCGACUCUAAGCCAUGUACUCAAGGAGGAGUACGAGUCGCUCGUUAUACAAACCGAAGCGAAGGUUCUAAAGCGUGACUCUGAACUCGUGGUGGGCGGUGCUUUCGUCCCAUUAUCGUCAGUGCGUGCUAUCUUCUCGGAAUGGGAUGCACCGCUAGCCGCACUUGCUGCACUCUUUGACGAGCUGGAAUCGGUGAAAGAGUGGAAGCCGGGUCCUUUGAUUGACCUCCUUGUGGCGCGAUCGAAGACGGGCGUACACCGUAUUGCCAACAUAAUAUCCCGAAUAUCAGUCGCUGUCCAACGCGUUUGGAGAACUCAACUCACCGCUUUUCUUGUCCACGGAUCUCUAUCUACUGCAGACCCGCUAGCUGGAAAGGACCUAUCACUUCUCAGUGGUUCAAUACCAUCCUGCGUUUCCUCACAAUCCCGCGAUUCUAUUGCUUACAUUGGUCGGGCAAUCACCACUGUCAAGGCAGUGAAAUGGCAAAAACAACCACCGAGAGAGCUCGCUACAGAGCAUACUGCGUUGCUGGAAGGUGUUCUACCUCAAGAUCAACACGCGUUUGACCUGGCCAUCUCUCAAAUACGAACGAAUGUUGGUGAAUGGUUAUGGAUGAACGUUUUGACGAAGAGAGAUGUUGAUGAAUCAGUGGAUUCCUUGGCAAACUAUUUUCUCAUUCGAAACGGCGAAUUCAGUCUAUCCCUCAUUCGCGAAAUUGAACGCCUCAAGAUAUCUCGCUUAACCUCCCGACCAGGAACUGCCUCGAUGAUUCGUGAACAAGAUCUCAACCUUGCUCUUCUUCGAGCAUCACUUGGAACCACUGCCCAACACGAUCCUUACCUGUCUCGACUCCGCUUUGUGCUGCCAGGCGGCCCCUUGCGGCCGCUCCUCCCUUCAUUAACCAACGAGGCACCUGCUCCAACAUCACCCACCAACAACCCGUUGGGCACAUCAUUGUUCGACACACUUCUUCUCGGGACAACACUGUCAUUAUCCUACAAUCUAACAUGGCCACUGGAUCUGUUCCUCGAUCGUGCAGACCUCACUGUCUACUCCAGCAUAUUCUCCUUCCUUUCUGCUCUACGGAAAACGCACACGAGAGUACACACCUGCUGGACUUCCCUGUCAAAUGCACAACGAGCUCGGCGGCGAUGGACGGGAUAUGGAGAAGGCGGUACGGCUGAAGAGCUGGACACCAGGGCAAAGAUGCUGAGAUGCGGGUGGGGCGUGGUUAGGGAUAUGAGCUGGUUCUUGGACACGGUUCUGGGAUAUGUGAUGAUGGACGUGGUUGAUGUGGAGUUCCGGAAGUUGAAGGAGGUGUUGGACAAACAUAGAACCGUGAUUCAGAACCAAGCAAGCCAGAGCACUGGGCCCCAAGCUUCGCCGUCGCAUCUGGACUUUACGACUCUUCGAACGAUUCACACCAACUACCUCGGACGUCUGGUGGAUGGCUGCCUACUCGGCAAUGGUUCGUUAACGUCCACCUUACGGCAGAUUCUGGACGUCUGCGAACGGUUCGUGGCUCUUGUGGAACGAUGGGGUGGUGAUGUCCUUCCUGCCCUGCUAUUCGAAGGGAGCCUACACAGUGAGGAGGAAGUAGGAGCGGUGGUGAAGGAACGCUGGGUGGUAGUUGCCGAAAUUGACGAGAACUUGCGGGCCUUGUUAGAAUCGUUCUACGAACAGCUGACGCAGUCUAUGUCGCAGCCCUUCUCGACCACCGUGGACGCGUCGAAGUCUGGGUUUAUUGGUGGGAUGAGUAUGAUGAACCAGACGACACAUAAUUUCUCUCGGACCGCGAGGGCCAUCGACGGAGAGGCGGAUCACAGUCGGAGACACGUCGAACGGUUGUUGUUGAAGCUGGACUUUAACGGGGAGCUGUCGAAACCGCGUAAGAGUCGAAAGGGAGGGGAAGACAUCUUGGCGGGCAUAGAUUAG